Molecule: messenger RNA, 3144 nt
Organism: Scomber scombrus (Atlantic mackerel)
Lineage: Eukaryota; Metazoa; Chordata; Actinopteri; Scombriformes; Scombridae
Gene: umodl1
Product: uromodulin-like 1
Exons: 17
Coding region: 1-3144 (1047 amino acids)
Cellular component (GO): extracellular region; cell surface
Molecular function (GO): peptidase inhibitor activity; calcium ion binding; protein binding
Source: RefSeq, a predicted model, not a curated record
AUGGGUUGGAUGCUCUCCACCUGGGUGGCCGUGGCCCUGCUGGUUCUCUGCAGGGGACAAAAUAUUGAACAUGAAGGAAAAAGCCUUUCUGCAUCUGGCUACCAUCUAUGUAUUCACAAUGAGACGAGCAUUGUGAGCUUCGUCGCGUUGCAUAAAGUCCCCUAUACUGUGACAAAGCCUUGUGGUGGCUGGCUCCUGUGGAAGACAUGCACAGUCACACUCUACAAGAUGACCUAUCAGUCUGAGUACAAGACAGUGAUGAAACAGGUGACCAGGUGCUGCGAGGGAUACGUACAGGUCGGCCGUUACUGUGCCCUGCCUGUAAACAGGACUGGGGAGUUCACUGCCAAGCCAGGAUCCUGUCCAAAUGCAGAUGGAUUGUAUCCCAGAUCUGAGGUCUGUGACUGGGACAUAGACUGCCCAGGUUGGCAAAAAUGCUGCCAGAGAUCGGGGUGCUUUGUCUGCAGUGAUCCUGCAAGCUCAGCUAAUUAUUCUGAGAAUGGAGGAUACCGCUUCAAUGUGACAGUGACAGUGAAGACAGAUUACCACCAACUAACGUCCAAGGAAAGAGGUCUUCUGAAUCACACAAGAUUACUGCAAGCAAUGGUGACUGGAGCUCUGCAGUCUGAUAUGUCAGUCUAUUACCUCAGCUCAUGGCCUGUGCAUCCAUAUAGAACAGCUACUGCACUGCUGGUCGCCUGCAACUUUACUCUUUCACUGUACAAUGUCACAUCAAGGCUGCAUCUUCUCCUCAAACACAUACAGGAGGUGUCAUCUGUAACCGUGAAAGAUGUAGAUGAGUGUGCACACCCUGCUCUCCGUCAGUGCUCCCUUCAGGCAGAAUGUAACAACACAGUGGGCUCCUACCGGUGCGCCUGCCGUGGAGGAUACGUUGAUGUUGAUCCCGGCAACCCUGGAGCUCAUUGCACAGCUGACAUCACUGCAUGGACCCCCCUGCCGUGCUUCCCUCCAACCAUGAACAUGAACUACACUCCAGCUUCCACCACAACACAGGACCCUCCAGGGAGCAGCACUGUGGGUCCCUUCAACUCCACUGACAUCAACAUGACUACUACAGCUCUGAGUAAUACAAGCUCUGUCCCUUAUAAUUCAUCACAUGCUCCUCACUGGACGAGUUCUGCACCUUAUACCAGCAUGAGCUCAACUGUCGAGUCACCUCUGCCAACAACCGCAUGCUCUCCUCCCAACAUCUCCAGUUUAGAGUCGGCCAAUAUCACUGGGACUUCCUUCUGCAUAACCUGGUCCAGCCAGUUUCAAACAAACCAGACCUAUCGAGUGGUUCUAAGCAACAGGUCAGAGGUCAAUGUUUGGGAGACCGGUGACACAAUGAUGGAAAUGAGAGGACUGCUGCCUGGAGAGCUCUACAAUGUCACUGUCACACCUCAUUCCUGCGGAAGCCAAGGACACACCCUUCAUAUAUUAGUCAGAACUGAUGCUCAGACUCUUGACGCCACCGCUCGAAUUACCCAAAUCCAGUUCACUGCUGACCUGCAGACCACCAGCAGCCAGGCCUACAAAAACCUCUCUGCGAGCAUUGUAGCUGAGAUCUACCGAUCUCUAUCUCCAGAGAUGAAGGACAUGGUGGAUUCCAGCCAGGUGAGAAUCGAGAUCAGAGGCUUUUCUCCAGGCAGUGUGGUGGUCACCUUCAGAAUUAUCUUCCCCCCUGAUCAAAGCCAAGACAUCAAAAAUGUGUCCAAUGCUCUGCUGAACUCCCUGAUGAACAGCUCCAAAUACACUGUGGAUGAAAACAACACAAGCAUAAAUGAUUUUGAUGAAUGUGCUUCAGGGGAAAAUGACUGUUCCCAGUGGGCGAAAUGUACAAACAUCUGGGCUUCCUACACGUGUAAUUGCAUGGACGGAUUUAAAGACAACAACUCACAAAGGCCUGGACGAGCCUGUCAAGGUAAUGCCUCACAAUCUGCCACCGCUUCUACCCCAACCAAAACCACAACUACUACAACCACCACUACUACCUCAACAACAACCACAACUCCUGCAAUACCAACCAUGACUUUUAGCCCUACAACCACCAUCACUAACCCCACUACCACUGCUAUGGCUAAAACUAAUGCUACUGCCCUUAGAACUGUCAUCAAUGCCUAUACAGGGGCUAUCUCAGUCCAGUGCAGGAUUGCUGCCAUCACUGUGACAGUUGCCAAGGACUUUUUAAUGAGCAGCAGUAUAAGGGAGAGCGCCCUGUACCUGGGCAAGGAGGAAUGCGGUAUCAACAACAGCAAUGCCACCCAUGCCCAGCUGACCGUAGCGUGGGAUGAGUGUGACACUACGCUUGUGCAUAAUGACACCUACUACACAGCAUCUGUAACCCUGAUCAACAACAUGGACCCAUACAUCUUACCCAAUGGAACAGUGGAGGUACCCAGAAUACGCCUGGAGGUUCCCAUCAUGUGCACCUACAUGAGGAGCAUGCUCAUGUCUGCUGACUUCGGCUCCAUGGGGUAUGCCAUGAUCAAAGAUGUCAUCACAGGCUCGGGGUCAUUCCAGGUGACCGUGCAGCUGAUGAACGGUACAGUGCCUCUACCCCACAACUACAGCUUGUCUCCAGACGAGGCCCUGGUGCUGGAGGUCAGCCUCAACACCUCCUCACCGCAGAUUAAAGUAGUCAUCAACAUGUGCUGGGCCACCCCGACCCCAAACCCUGCAGACACCAAUCGUGACAUCUUCCUGAACAACAGAUGCUCCCUAAACACAUACACUCAGGUGCUGAUGAAUGGGAACUCCAGCACAUCCCGCGUGUCUGUACAGAUAUUCUCCAUCGUCAAACUUAAUAUGAUCUAUUUGCACUGCCAGGUGCAGGUCUGUGUGCAGAUUGGAUCUGCUACCUGUGUUCCUGACUGUGUACAAAGAACAUCUCGAUUUUCAAACACAAUUGGAACCGCUGUCGGUUCUACUGGGCCAAUACUCAGGUCUGAGAAUGAGUCCUUUGAUGAGGAAUUAAACUCUCUGCAGCUAGUUGGAUUGUCCUGUCUUGGAGUGGGCCUGUCACUCUUCUUCAUCAUUGGUUUCGUCUGCCUUUUCUACUACCAGAGGAAUCGCAUUGGACACUACAACUUCAGCGUCAAACCCAAGGAGGAGAACUUCACCUACCUUGUGUUUAACACUUAG